Molecule: messenger RNA, 3337 nt
Organism: Somion occarium
Lineage: Eukaryota; Fungi; Basidiomycota; Agaricomycetes; Polyporales; Cerrenaceae
Source: the annotation of a GenBank genome assembly
GUCAUUGGGGUACAAUUAUUGUUGGUUCCCGACAGCAUUGCCAAUACUCGACAUCCUAAUCAGCCUCUUCGAGGCCAGUAAGCAUUCUGCAUAGAUUGAUCGACUUCACUCUCUUGCUUCUAGGCGUCGACGAGCUUGUCACGACUACGACCUUGUGCGCUACUCUGGGUCCUCUCCUGAUCAUCAGUGCUGCUGAUUAUGUCGUCCACCUCGUCUACACCACACGAAAGACAUUUAGGGUUUGUUCGGACCGCUCUGUCUCCGUGUCUUCUCUAGCGUAGUCACGCUGGGUAGGUUGGUUAUCAGCGCCGCGAGCGGCAAUGGGCUGGAGGUUCUCUGCCUCAGUCCUUGAGGUAGUCUCGAAGGCUGUCAUGUCUGUAUGAGCGUUCGUCUGAGGAUUUGAAGCGUAGUUCUCGGCGUCAUUACCGCCGGAUCGGAAGUUGUAACGUCUUUCUGAAGCGACCACUGGCACCAUGAUAGACUAAGAGUGGCUGAGAUGACGAUUAAGAUAGAUUAAGCACGUACGAGUGUGGUAGGGACGUUUCUAUGGCUAAUAUGUUGUUGAUGACCGCCGAGUGGGCCAUCACAUGCAUCGCAUUCCAAUCUCGAGCCACUCUGCUCAUAUUCCACGUCGGAGCCAAGCAAACUUACGUUCCAUAUUAGGCAAGUAUCCUUCCAUAUGAAGACUCGCGACGGGUCUCACGUAGACGCCAAACCCCACUUGACCCAAGUGGUCGCCUCGUUUCGCAACGCAAACACCACCCAAUACUUCCGCACUAUCCUGCGAUCUCGUCGAGUUGGAUGUUUAUUAACCCACGAACAGAAGAAAUGAACGCUGUGGAUGACACCGGAGGACUAGAAAUGCCUCUGCCCGAGGAGACAACAUCGCAUGUCGAUCUCGAAGAUCAUGCUCCCCAGGAAACGAAUCUGCCCAUCGCAAUGCGCGUGCACCCCAUUGCGCUCCGUUUGAUUUUCGAAACAAUCUUCCCACCCAUCGAGUUUCUUGACCCCUCCCUGAGUUUUGGUCCUCAGUCAACAUGGUCUCAGGCCCUUAGAACUCAAAAGGCCCUAACACAUGUUUGUCGAAGUUGGCGAUCAGUCGCUCUUUUAUUCCUCUAUCAAGAUAUCGUAUUUCGCAGAGUGGGCCAAAUUCCAGCCCUUGUACGAACGAUUCGCUCGAAUCGAGAAGGUAUCGAAGAACUGGUGAAGAGUAUAACCUUCGCGUGUUUCAUACCCGAAGGCUGGGAUGAGUUAACUAACAAGAACAUUGCAAAUAUAAUGGAUCAAUGCCCUAAUAUUAGAUCACUCUCAUUCUUCGGACCUUUCGUUGAUUGGUUACAAACCUCUAAAGGAGGCACCAAAGUAUUCGACGCACCUAGGGCGUUCAAGAACCGUUCACAUUCAAUCACUCACCUAACAUACUUUGACCUACUCCACGACUCCACACCCGCCAUCAACGUUGUGCCCUCGACUCUCCUUAUGUCUUUCCCAAAGUUAACUUACCUCUCCAUAACUUCACAUUGCAAGCCACCCCCAGACUUCAACCAUGCGUCUCCGGAUCCUUCUCUCCUCAAUUUGUCCUUCCCCUGUCUAACACACCUCGACGUCCUCCCUAAGAACGGCCCGAUCGCUAUGUCUCUCUUUAGUAUCCUCAGUACCUGGUCCCUACCGUCUCUAACCCAUCUCCGCAUGGAUUUAUCGUUACAGUGGCAUUACUGCACUAACUACGACCAUCACAAUGCCUUCCUCGACAAAUUCGGACCUCAACUUCAAUUUAUCAACUUUGGCGGGAACUUUACUGUACAUGCGAGCUUCUAUGAUGGGCCAGGUGGGGACGGUCCUUCGAUGCCUGUGAAGAGUUUUGUUAGAAAGAGUGCGAACCUCGGGCAUUUGGUUAUGGCAGCUUGGGAUUUGGAUGGGGUGGAGAGCCUGGCAUGGCUGUUGACUGACGAGUUCAAGGGGCGGUUGGAUAUCUGGGUUCCUUCCAGGGAUUUCGUCCUCACUAUGUCCAAGGACGACUCUCAAGACAAUCCUGAUCAAGCUACUCAUACCACUGGAUAUCACUACACUCAUACCCUUGGCUCGAAAUAUGACCGACCAAAUAUUCGACUCCUCGAUCAAGCACUUGCUCAUAUUCCUAACCUUCCUCUCCGAUACCCACCCGAUUCAAUCGCCAAAGAUGAUAUCUCAACUUAUGUACAUCGUGUUUCGGGCCUCCGUUUCAUUCAGACUCGAAACAUGAUUGUGCAGUACGAAGAGGAUUGGAGGAAGGAGAUGCCAAAGUGGGAUAUAGAUCAUGAAAAUAUACACGAGGACGAGAGCGUUGAGUUCUUCGAUGUGAAUGAUGAUGGUGUUGAUGGUGAUGAACAGCCUGGGAGCGAACCCGGCAUCAAAACCGUGGACGAUGACUUGCUUGCUCUACUCUCACUCCUACCCUUCCAGGGCUCAUCCAUUGAUGACGACAAUUUAGAACAACCCAACCAAGACAUCUCUCCAUCUUUAUCGCAUUCCUCGGAUGAUUCAGGUACUCUUAAUUUAUUCCAGGCUCUACCUUUCUACACGCCUCUCAAUCACGUCGCCGAUCAUCGCUUAGCCGAUGAAUUAACGACCACCGACGACCCGACUCAAUCAUCUACCGAGCCACUGCAUGCCUUGGAUCAUUCGGAACGGGCAGACUUGUUCCAAGCUCUACCGUUUCAUAUCUCUGACGCCGAACCUGACGUUCAGCCCACUGAAACCACAACCAUCAACACAGACAUCCUACUCAACCCAAUUCCCAAAGCAGAUUCUGACUCCGAUACCGAUUCGACUUACGACCCUGCGACUGAUCCCUACCCUUACACUGAGUCGGAAUACUCUGAUUCAGAUGCUUCAUGGGACUCGGACGAUGAUUAUUUGUUACCUCCUAAAGACCCCAUAGAUCAGGAUGAUGCUGUAGAAGGACACGAGGAGAAUCGUCGCGACGAGGGAGACACGGCAGGAGAUACAUCUGCUGGCGCGAGUAGCAGCAGGUCGAGUAGGUCGAAGCCUCUUGCGGUAUCAUUGUUUGAACGUAGAGGGGACGUAGAACAGAUAGGGGAAGAUGAAGCGAUUGGGAUCUUUGAUUCCAGACGGGAGGCUUGAGAUGACAUUGAUUCUAUUUUCUCGGCUUUAUUGUAACUGGGUGUUCUAGCAUCUGUGCAUAUGUUCAAUUGUAUCGUGCCAACGUGCUCAUCUAUGGUAUUUACUAUCUCGUAGUAUGUAUAAAUUCUUGUAGAAGCCAGUGUUUAAUGUUUGAUACAUCGUCCGUCUUGUCAUGUUACUAUCAUCUAAGAGACUUGCCGAUUUGGAUGUCUAG